ACGAAACUUAUCUCAGAGAGCUGCUCCCUCUCCGUCUAGACGUGCAGGACAAUGGCCAGUAUUUCAGUAGAUCACGACCAGUUCAGCUGUCCAGUCUGUCUGGAUCUUCUGAAGGAUCCAGUGACCAUCAACUGUGGACACAGUUUCUGUAAGGUGUGUAUUAAUGGCUGCUGGGAUCAAGAUGAUCAGAGGGGGGUCUACAGCUGCCCCCAGUGCAGAGAGACUUUCACUCCAAGGCCUGUUCUACGCAGAAACAACAUGCUGGCUGAAGUGGUGGAGAAACUGAAGAAGACAGAACUCCGAGCUGCUCCUCCUGCUCCCCGUUACGCUGGACCUGGAGAUGUGGAGUGUGAUUUCUGCACUGGGAGAAAACUCAAAGCCAUCAAGUCCUGUCUGACGUGUCUAAAUCAGCUGAAGGAGAUUCAGAGUAAAUUCCAGCAGAGAAUCCAGGAGAAACAGAAGGAGCAGCAGGAGCUGAAACAGGCUGUGAAGACUCUUAAGCGCUGUGCUCAGUCAGCAGUGGAGGACAGUGAGAGGAUCUUUACUGAACUGAUCCGCUCCAUUGAGAAAAAGCGCUCUGAGGUAACAAAGCUGAUCAGAGCUCAGGAGGAGGCUAAACUGAGUGGAGCUGAAGAACUCCUGGAGAAACUGGAGCAGGAGAUCGCUGAUCUACAGAGGCGACGUACUGAGCUGGAGCAGCUUUCACACACAGAGGAUCACAUCCAUUUCCUCCAGAGUUUCCAGUCUCUCUGUGUCUCUUCUGGAUCUGAGGACUCACCCAGCAUCACUGUCCAUCAGCACCUCUCAUUUGAUGGAGUGAGGAGAUCUCUCUCUGAGCUGAAGGAGCGACUAGAGAAGUUCUACAGAGAGGAGUUCAGUAAAAUCCCUCCUCAUGCAGUUCAGAUUUUACCCUCAGAACCAAACAACAGAGAAGAUUUUCUGCAGUAUUUCUGUCAGCUGACUCUGGAUCCUAAAACAGCACAUCCUCACCUCAUUCUGUCUGAGAAGAACAGAGUGGUGACGUUCAGUAAUGAAGUCCAGUCAUACUCUGACCAUCCAGAGAGAUUUGACUGCUGGGAUCAGGUGUUGUGUAAGGAGAGUCUGAGUGGACGCUGUUACUGGGAGGUUGAGUGGAGCAGUGAUGGAGGAUUUGUGUUCAUAUCAGUCUCAUAUAAAGGGAUCAGCAGGAAAGGACGGGGUAUUGAUUGUGUGUUUGGACGCAACAGUCAGUCCUGGAGUCUGCUGGUUUCUCCGUCUCUCACUUUCUGGCACAACAACAUUCAGACUGAGAUCUCAGGACCAUCAUCCUCCAGAAUAGGAGUGUAUGUGGAUCACAGUGCAGGAACUCUGUCCUUCUACAGCGUCUCUGACACAAUGACCCUCCUCCACACAGUCCACACCACAUUCACUCAGCCGCUCUACGCCGGGUUCGCGGUUGGUGUUAGAUCAUCUGUGAGAUUAUGUGAUAAAUAAUGAUUUAUCUAUUAAAUAUGAUCGUUACUUUAUAGAUACACUCAAAAUAUUAUUUACACUGUUUGGUUUAUGAACUGUGUUAUUUUUUUAGUCUGAAUCUUUAAUAAUUUUGGAGAAAAUUGCCGACUCAUCACAAAUACAGUUCAGUCCAAAAAUCAAAGCCGUUCAAUUCAUGUAGACGACCAGUCAAAAGUUUGGACACUGAACUGCGUAUUCGUUUUUUAUCAUUUUAACCACAUUUUUAUCUUGUGUUCCAAUUCAAAUUCACUUUGUUUGAAAUCGAAUAUAAACAGUGAGUUUAAGUGGCUGAAUAUGCACCAACAAGUUUUCAGCAACAACAAGGCCUCAGCUUGUUAGUCUCUCCAGUCCUGUUGGAAAAGCGUCUCAGGCGGCUCCUCUUGAAGCUGCUGGAGAGAAUGAUCCAGAGGGGGCUAAAGUGCAUGAAGGUAAAGGGGGGCUACUUUCUACCAGAUCUAAAGGAGAACGGAGUUUGGUUAGUUUAACACGGUUUUGGUCUCUGUGUAAUUCCAUGUGUGAUAUUUCAGACUUUUGACGUCUUCACUGUUAUUCUAACAUGGAAGAUGGUCUGAAAGAUGAAGACCCUUUUAUGAGUCGGUGGGUCCAAACUGUUUCUGUCCAUUGUUCAGAAGCUGGUGAUGGUGUUGCCCAGUGAAAGUGUUUACAUUUGUGUGUGAAACGAACUCCACCUGCCUGAAAUAAAGAGAGGGGUCAGCAUGAUAACUGACCACCAUGACCCGGCCCUCUUACAACCACUGAUAACACUCUAUAACAACGAUGAGUUUAUAAGACAUCUAUUAAUGAAUGAACUGUUCAUGAACUAAUCAGGUAUUUAGAGUCAUCCAUCAACAAUUAAUAAUAAAUAUUAUUAUCAAACUA
Molecule: messenger RNA, 2370 nt
Organism: Pygocentrus nattereri (red-bellied piranha)
Lineage: Eukaryota; Metazoa; Chordata; Actinopteri; Characiformes; Serrasalmidae
Product: tripartite motif-containing protein 16-like protein
Exons: 6
Coding region: 52-1473 (473 amino acids)
Molecular function (GO): protein binding
Source: RefSeq, a predicted model, not a curated record